AUGGCGUUCUGCCGGGCCGACGAUCUUGGGAAGCCGCUGCAGUGUUCCGAGAUCCGCGACCAGUCCCACAUCCACCUCUUUGACCGCAAAUCGCCGUCUUCGUCUUCGUCUUCAUCGUCUUCCCUGUCGUCGACCUCAUCUCUUUCAUCUUCUUCGUCGUCGACCCACUUCCUUGUUCCUUCCCUGAGGAACUCAUCCACUUCCGGGAAUCAGACUUACAAACUCCAUCUGAUGGCUGAGAAUUGUUUGGGCCUCGAAUCAUGGGCCUGGAUCCCCAACUCCUUCGCUUUCGAAACCGAAGUUGUGACUAAAGCCCUCCAAGUCUCCCUCUCCGACGACUCCUCCGGCUCAAGCCCACCACCUCCGCUUCACCUACUCCCCCGACCCGACCCGUUACUGCACGGAUCUGGAUCCGAAACCCCCCAGCGCACCCGAAACCCGCCAGGCCUUCAAACGGGUCGGAUCACAAAGCGUAAGUCACGUGCUUCCCGUCGCCCCACAACCACGUUCAUCACCGCUGACCCGGCUAAUUUCCGGGCUAUGGUUCAGCAGGUCACCGGAGCCCGGUUCGGACCGGAUGAUGGACCGGUUUUUUGUAAACCUGAACCGGUUCGUGCUGGAUUGGACCGGGUUGGGUUUGGGUCUACUGCUGCGCAGUUGACUUGCUUGCCUACGCUUGAUACUUCUUCGGCUUUUUUGUUGGACCGGGUUGGAGUUGUUGGACCGGAUGGUUCGAAUGGACCGGUUUGUGGGUUUGAGUAUGAGCCGGUUUUGAGUUUCCCGACUUUGGACUCCUGGGCGGCCAUGUGAUAUUAUUUGGAUGGAACUCUAGAAAUGACUCUUUUAAUUUGGACCGUUGGAUGAUGAUCGGACGGUUGUGGUGUAAGCCAGGUGUUGCAGCGGGUGACAUUU
Dioscorea cayenensis subsp. rotundata (Guinea yam) is the source of this 912-nucleotide messenger RNA. Its product is annotated as calmodulin-binding protein 25-like. NCBI's taxonomy places the organism in Eukaryota, Viridiplantae, Streptophyta, Magnoliopsida, Dioscoreales, Dioscoreaceae. Gene Ontology annotation, molecular function: calmodulin binding. The transcript is spliced from 3 exons. Gene Ontology annotation, biological process: response to osmotic stress. Gene Ontology annotation, cellular component: nucleus. The coding region runs from base 1 to 810 and encodes 269 amino acids. The record is from RefSeq and is a predicted model, not a curated record.